ACCCCCGCCAGGCACAAUUGUGGAAGCGUUCCCGCUCUUCCAAGUCAUCUCCAGGUUUGCAUCUGUGCCGGCGUCGUCGUCAAGAAUGGCUCCCACGUCAACGCUUCUGGCUUUCCUCGGCGUCCUGCUGGGAACGGCGUUGGUGUGCGUCCUGGGCGAGUUCGUCUGCCCGAGCAAGAACGGCUUCUUCCCGGACCCCGAGCAGUGCGACAUGUACUACGAGUGCCGCAAGGGCGUGGCCAAGCCCAAGCUCUGCGGGGACGGCAUGGCCUUCCUGGACAACAACCCGCUCUACGCGCGCUGCGAUUUUCUCAGCAACGUCGACUGCUCCAAAAGGCCUUACCUACAGGAGGCCAAGUCGACGCCCAAGUGUCCCCGCGCCAACGGCUACUUCCCGCACGAGGACCCCCAGAACUGCGCCGAGUUCUACACGUGCAGCAACGGCGUGCCUUCCAAGCUCAACUGCCAGAAGGGACUGGCUUUCAACCCGCAGGUUGGGGGCUGCGAGUGGGCCGGACGGGUGCCGGGCUGCGAGCACGAGGCCAGGAACGCCCAGGUUCCGUCGGGUGUUUCCACCACUGAUUCUGCCGAUGUCGACGAAUGACAGCCUUCCACAAACUUCGACACCAUGGUUCAAGUCCAAGUCAUGUCCAUCAAUGCGCUGGUGAAGAAAGUGUCACUGCCUCAUGGAGACACCGUUUGUUGCGUAGCCUGUAAAUAAAGAUGCGAUUAAAUUUUACAAUGCCCAAUAAAACACG
Ixodes scapularis (black-legged tick) is the source of this 758-nucleotide messenger RNA. Its product is annotated as protein obstructor-E. The transcript has 4 exons. Gene Ontology annotation, cellular component: extracellular region. Gene Ontology annotation, molecular function: chitin binding. NCBI's taxonomy places the organism in Eukaryota, Metazoa, Arthropoda, Arachnida, Ixodida, Ixodidae. The record is from RefSeq and is a predicted model, not a curated record. The coding region runs from base 86 to 604 and encodes 172 amino acids.